AUGACGUCUGUUCCUGCGUUGAUGGUACUAUAUUCUAACGACAGUGUAGAGAUACGUUACACAGAUAAAACCCGAUUACAACUGUCACCAUGUGGCUCCACCUUGAUUCAUUUUGACAAUCCUGACUCUGGCUCCCAUCCUGUCUAUGGAGUGACUAGAGUUCAGCAGAGAGUGAGAUUUGUCACCAGUAAUAAUAAACAGAAAGUUUUACAAGCACUAGAUUUCAGGAAUAGAUUUUCAGAACGACCCUAUUUAUGUCGAGAAUUGAUUCCCAAAUCAGAGAUUACGGGUUUAUAUAACAAUAUAAGAGAAGUAAAAUGGAAUAUAACGUUAGAAUCAGGGAAAUAUGAGAUAUUACCUGAUGGAAGUAUAAGAUUGAUGUCAGUUGACGAGUUCGCUAGUCUUGUUUUAUCAGCACACGGUCGCGAUUUUACAGUUUGUUAUCUUUCUAAGAUUAGCGAGGAUCCCAAAAAACACAAAGACAAAACCUCACCAAAAUUAGUUCGAGCAAAAACUGAUUUCAGUGUUUCAGGUGUCCAGAGCUUCCAGCAACAGAACGAUGCCAUCCACCGAUCUUCCACACCCCCAAAUAUAGAUUUGACAUUAUUAGACAAUGGCAGCUCUCCGGAGUUUAAAAUUGACCCUGUUUAUACUCAGCGUGUCUCAACACCAACUAAACAUAAAACAGUAUCAAUUAAUGAAACCCCUAUAGUGACGCCAUAUGGACCAACGGCUAUUUUUAAAUCAAACCAGGAUAAUUCACCUAUCAACAAUCUUCAUGAGUUGUCUAGUAUUAGUAGAAUAUCUUCAGAAGGUCUGAACGGUACUAUAGAAACAGUAGAUAUAAGUCUAGUUCCUGGAGAACAUUGUCGUUUACCAAACAAACAGUCAUCAGACCCCUUUACAUCCCAUAAUAGUUCUGAUAGUAAUUCAUCCAAUCAAAAUAAAGAAGAGAGUUCAGUGCGGUACUAUUAUACCUGGGUUACGAGACAUUAUUCUACCAGUCAGUGUCCAAUCAUCUGGAGUCAUCCAUUAAAACUGGCCAAUCAGGUGCUUGAAAAUCCAAAAGUUCUGAACAGCUUAAAUAAAAAAACACAACCCAUCUUGAAAUUAGAUGACAAGGAUGUAGUAAAGAGUUGUCUGCCACUGCCACAACCUUUGACCUGUCCCUAUCAACAUCUUCACCGGUGGUCAACUGGUCAAGAAGAAUAUUUUCAGUCAGGGAGAAUAGGGAUGGUGAUGGCUGAUGGAGUUAUUUUUAGAUUAGUUUACCUGCCCUCAAUGACUACAGUAGAAAUGUUUCCAGGAGAUGGAAGUGUUAUUUAUUCUCAUGGUGUCUCGGGACAAUUUUAUCAACAUCUUCUCUUUAAAAACAACAAGCUGGAAGAGAGAUCCUAUUCAAUAAAAAGCCUUCCACCUCCAGUACCAAACUCUACCUACUCCAUACAGAAAAUAGUUCAACGGGGCUCACGAUUUCUAAAAGAGGCUGUAGAUAAUGAUAAACAUACUCGACGAGAGGAACUGCCUUGUUGGAGGCAUGAAGAAAGUAAACGGUUGGAACGUGUAACCUGUGAGAUUCUAGAAGAGUGUACAGUGCCAGGUCGAGGGAAGUUUAUGGCAUACACCAAUGGUAGAAUCAGGAUUGUGUUUGAAGAUAGAACUGCGUUAGAUAUGGUUUGUGAUUUCUCCACGCGACUUCACUCCUGUUUACAUCAACACGGCAAGCCAGACCACUCUCCUCAGGAGAAAAUGAUGCCGAGAGUAACAGGUUUUGACAAGUUAAUGGGACGUGAAUCAUGUAGAUUAUUGUUACCUAAUGGCCAGUAUAUACUAGUAGAUAUUACUAAACCAGGAAUAUAUGAUAGACAGAUUAAUAAUUUUAGGUAUAUAAGCGCAGCUAAAGAAUGGGCGAAGUGGGUGAACUCUCUACCAAAAGAUCGUGGUAAAUUUUAUCAGAACAUGGCAACAGCUGCUGUUCAACCAUUAGAUAUAGUAGAAAAUACAGUUUUAAACCAACUUCCAGGUACAGCAAGUCAAUCAACUGAUAGUCUUACCAAACCUUCUCUAGAUUCUUUUCAACCAGCUCCUUAUUCUAGUUAUCUUCCCCAGAAUUUCAAUCAAUUGACACUAGGUGGUGCUUAUAGUGAUAGUGGUUAUUCGCUCUACCCAUCACAAUAUAGUUCCUACGCCACAAGAAAUUGUUCCAGUGCAGCGUAUAAUCUCCAACAGUCUAGUCAUCAGAAAGAGGCUGAGAUUUUCAACGGUUUCAAUUCAGUCCGUCAAGCGCUUUUAAAAACUUCCAAAUUAAUAAACGACAUUGAUGACAUUUUAGAGAAAACCCCAGAAACUCUGAAAUAG
This is a messenger RNA of Lottia gigantea (owl limpet), 2358 nucleotides long. RefSeq lists its product as hypothetical. NCBI's taxonomy places the organism in Eukaryota, Metazoa, Mollusca, Gastropoda, Lottiidae. The coding region runs from base 1 to 2358 and encodes 785 amino acids. The record is from RefSeq and is a predicted model, not a curated record. The transcript has 11 exons.